Messenger RNA from Owenia fusiformis, 3199 nucleotides. NCBI's taxonomy places the organism in Eukaryota, Metazoa, Annelida, Polychaeta, Sabellida, Oweniidae. The record is from the annotation of a GenBank genome assembly.
GCCGAAUCGAUAGGAUACAGUAUUAGCACAUAGUCAGUUUAUAGUGCUUUUGGAAACCAGUGAAGCGACGCCCAGGGUUAUGGGCCAUCAGUCUAGUAAACGACUCGUCGAGUCUCAAUGUAAUAGACAAAAAUGCACCAUAGAGGAAGACCCUGAUCAUAUCGAACUGGAAGUCAUUGAGGAACUAAUUGAUAAAAAUGAGGCUCUUGGUCCCAGCGUUUCAUUUAAGGAACCCAUGGAUGAUCACCUCAAACCACUGCGCAAUUCUCCGAUACAUUAUGCAGAUAGUGUACCAAGCACAUCGCAAGAUGAAUGCUGCUCGAUGGUGACAUUCGACGCCAAAUGUCCCGACACAAAAGCAAGUGUGAUGGAACCAAAAUCCAAAGCGCCAGAAAAAUGUCCAAGUCCGUCCACCAACCAGAAGUUGGACACAGCUGUUGAAAAGGAACUCCAUGACAAGUUCAAGAAUAUUCCAAUGUUGGGAUGUGAUAAGUAUCCAGAUAUCAAUUUAAGAGGAAGGGAAGUCAUAUUGGCCAUUUGCUCAUUUUCGUUUUUCUGUCUCAGUAUAUCGCUCAUAGUAGUCUUAACAGACCCGAAUCGACCAGCUUUAAGUGACCCAGUAGAAACGACAUGUAUGCCCACAACCGUGUACGUCAAUUCUAGUACUUGCUCUUUGGCAAAUUUGUGUUCAUCCAGGAAUUGUGCCCUGGCGUCUCUAGGCAUACUACGAGGCAUGGACCUAACAGUUUCCCCAUGCGAAUCACCAAUGAGAUACAUUUGCGGCAACAUGAAUACUGACCCAUCUAAUCAAUUCAUUGAAAUAACUACUCAUGGGGAACAAGAGUUUCUAAUUCAAAAACAGUUUCAAAACCUCCAUGAUAUACUAAGUAAUACGCACACAGUUAACGCUGACGAGGGUACUGUUGGCGACAAAAUUGUUGUCACGUCGUUUGAAAGUAAGAUCAGACAUUUCUAUAAUAGCUGCUUAGACGUUUUAUCGCGGAAGGACGAGUUGAAGUUCUUGCAGAACAUAGUCCAAGAGAUGGGUGGAUGGAUAACUUCAGAUACAGUACUUUCUCAAGAAGAGUUUGAGUCCAGAUUUGACAGUGCUCUCAGAACUUCGCUGACUACGUAUGCCGUAGACGUAUUGUUUCACCUCAGCAAAAUCGAACAAAGAGGUCGAAGCAAAACGUUGUUGAUUUCGCCUCCCGAGUACGUCGAUACAUUUGAUAACUUGGCGAAUCUGCUCUCCUUAGACCCCGAAGACAUCGAUGAGAAGGCAAAGCAGAUGAAGAGCAAUAUGCGUGGCAUUCCUUCUGGAAAUGAUGACAUUGAAUAUAUAUUCGUUUCUACAAUUCGUGCAUUGUUUCCGAAUGUAAAUUGGACUUCUUUGUUUAAUGACUUUGGCUUUCUGCUCGAAGAUGACAAUUAUGUUGCAGUCCAAAACAUAGAACUGUUCACAAGACUCUCUCAACUGUACAAUGACUCCAGAAGGGAUUUGUACAAUUUUAUGAUAUGGACUGUGAUACAAGAGUAUGUAUGGGAUACGAUCAAUUAUUACACCAUGAUUGAUUUUCUACAGAGCGACACGCACGUUGACCUCAAUGUAAAAUGUCUGGUCACCGUUAACCAGUACCUCCACCUUGGAGCAAAUGCACUCUACCAACUACAUUUUCAAAAUUAUGAGGGGCAACAAAAAAUGUUAAACACUUUGGUCGAGGCGCUCAAAUAUGCUGCGCUGAACCAAAUCGAAGGUCGUAGUUGGAUGGACGAACAGACAAAGACGUGCCUAAAAGAAAGGUUGAAUGGUUUGAAGGUAAACUUUGGCAUUGCAGACAUAUCGGACAUGAACGAAUAUCAUCAGAAGCUUGGAUUGAAUUCGUCGUUGAGUUAUAUCGAACAACUGCUGUUAGUGAGACGAUUUGCAUUAUUCAGUUCUGUCAGGAAAACAUCAAGCAGUGUGCGAGAGCGUGAUCACAGACAUGGGAGUCCAAACACCGCCCUGUUGUCAUUUGCUCCAUCAUACGACCCUUCAUCGAAUUCAAUAGACAUACCACCAAGUGCAAUUGUUUGGGCCGGGGAUUUAACAAGAGUUCCAAUAUCUGCAUUGUACAGCAAUUUAGGCUAUCUUAUAGCAAUUGCUCUGGCUGAGACAAUUACUGACGAUAGCAACCAUCAAAUUGCAAUCACAAAAUCCUCCAAGUGUUGGAGUGAAAAUACUUUGGCGAGUUAUAUGAGAAAGCAAGAAUGCUUCAAGAAGCAUGUUCUACUUGAUGCAUCCGAUGAUGAAUUCAAAAUGUUGCUUACUGAUCUACAAGCAUUGCAAAUUGUUUUAAAGGCGAUGAAUGAUGCAAAUAGCGAAAAUAGAAAACUAAUAGGACUCCAUGAUCUAAUUAACGAAGACGUGGUAACAAUAGGAAGCCUGCAGGCAAGAUGCAAGCUUCACCGAGUCCAAUCUAUGCACGAUACUCAGUGGAUAGCGCCCUACUUGGCUGGGUUACUCCCUCAAGAUAGUAAAUUUUCCUGUCCGAGUGCACCACCAUUCAAAUGUGACUUAUAAGACACUAUGAUGCUAUAUACAUAUUUCAUAUAUCCGACAUUUGGUAAUGGAGACUAUGAUGGUAAUGAUCUACUGUUCAAAAUGACAUUUUAUCUGAGACUUGAAAUCUAAGAUGUAUACCACGUUGAUUUCACUGCCUUUAAUCAACGCAUACAACCAGGUGUCUGAUAUAGGAUAAUAUUGGAGUUGUCUACAGAAAAUGCAACAACGUUCGCUUUUAUUAUUCCUUUAAACUUUGAGAUAUUAAUUGAGGGAUAUCAAACUUCAUUGAAAAUGUUUUCGAAGAAAAAAUGCACCCUUCUGUGCAUGCCUUCGCAAGAUGCUUUGAUAUCAACCUUAAGCUGAGUAGGUGAAAUUACGAUUGAAGUAAUGAUUAAAGAGAGUCCGUUCGCCUGAUGACUGCGAGACACGUAAUAUACUAGUCUUACAACAACCCUAUGGUGUGAUUCACAGCUUUGAAUGUAUUCUGAUAGAUGUGCUUAAUUAUACUUGCAUCACCGUUGAACUAUAUCAACGAAGCAGAGUCUCUCAACGUCACGGAUAUUGUCACAUAUGUGACAGUGAGAUAACCUUAUGUAAUGUUAGACAAAGAACGGGAAGUGUUAACUAUACGUUCUGUCUGUGUGAUAUGUAAUAAAG